Messenger RNA from Penicillium maclennaniae, 1968 nucleotides. Its product is annotated as transcription factor domain-containing protein. The transcript has 3 exons. Lineage: Eukaryota; Fungi; Ascomycota; Eurotiomycetes; Eurotiales; Aspergillaceae. Bases 1 to 1968 code for a protein of 655 amino acids. Gene Ontology annotation, biological process: DNA-templated transcription. The record is from RefSeq and is a predicted model, not a curated record. Gene Ontology annotation, molecular function: DNA binding; zinc ion binding.
AUGGAGCUCACUUGGCUUGCCGACACUCCUCAGUCGCGGAGUAGAACUCGAGCUCUGCGAGCCUGUCCCGCCUGCCAGCGGAGAAAGAAACGAUGUCGACAUCUGACUGCCAAUCCGGACAUUGUGAAUGAUCACUUUUCCCGCAACUCCAGGGGCGGUGUCUCGAGCACCUUCACUGUCGAUACUUCACGUCACCGGUCUUCUCAUUCCCACGCUCCGGGCCGGAUGAGAACUGCGUCUGCGGAUGCGGCCUUGCCAUCAUUUCCUAGCACGGAAAGAUUUGUUGGUGAUCUGAACCCCGAAGCUGUUAUUCGAGAAAGACUAGAUGAGUCUACUGGUAAUCCUCUUCGCGACCGCAUUGGGCUUUGGAUCAGCUCGCAAACCCCAGAGAAUGCUGGCAGCGCGAGAAACAAGCGCCAGACCUCUGGCUCGGAGCCUGUACCUAAUGGCCUGCCCCAAUCAACGCUUGACGGUGACUCGAUAGCAUCGGUUCUGCAUCAACGUUACGGGUCUGCAUUGCAAGCGUGUGGCCCCCUUCCACUCGUGACACGCGAUCCAUUAACGGCUAUCUAUUUCUCAAGGUUUAAUCAUAUCAUUCCCCUCAUCGAAAGGGAUGCUUUCCUACAUGACCAGGCGGAAGGCUUGACCUCGAUUUUUCUCGAGAGAGCCAUCUGCCUUGUCGCUGCCAAAGACGCUGCUGCUUGUUCUCAUUUACACCUCGCGGAGGGUGGGCUACUACAAACCCCACGUCAAUUCUGUAGCGAGGUUUACAAAGGACUUGUCGCAGCCAUGGAUGCAGAACUGGAGACGGAUCGCUUGACUCGCAUCCGUAUACUGGCAUUGAUGUCUCUACACUGUGAAGGAUAUGAAGGAGCGGAGGCGGCUUCGCUUCACCUGUGCCAGGCCAUCCACCAGGCCCAAACGAUAGGUUUACAUUUAGACCGGCCGGACCGAACAUCUGUGGACCCCCUUGCCGAACUUUUCUGGUGUAUGUGGACGUUGGACAAAAUGCAUGCAAGCAUUGGCGGGCGUCCGGUGCUCCUGGCCGAUCGCGAUAUUGGAGUUGCGAAACCCAAUACCCAACCCCAGAACCACGGCGCAUUCGGGGUAUGGCUGGCCAUCUCCGACCUUCUUGCAACCGUCAUAUCCUUUUAUAGACCGUCUGCGGGUACCACGAGCGGAUGGGAAGAGGGAUUUCCUGCCUUUGAAGAUAUCGUGGGAGAGAACGCUCAAGGAGAUUUAGACUAUGCGACUCUGGGUAUCCUGGAGCUCUAUUAUCAUUGCGUGGCAAUUUUGUCCUGUCGAUACAAACUGACCGAGGGCCUUGAUAGCAGUAGAGUCUCGUCUAUACGACAGGGUCUCGCAGCCAUUCGUAUUCAUUUUAUUGUCGCAUCAGAAUGUAGAGGCAAAUUACCACCUUUUCCAAUUGUACCCUACGCAAUUACGUUGUCCAUGGGUGUCUCCUAUCGACAGCUCCGGUCCAGCAAGCUAGUCACUCAUUUCGACCGAGCCAAGGCUAGCCUGGAAGCAUGCUGUUCACUGCUGGAGAAUCUUAGUCCACAGUGGUAUUCUGCGGAGGCAAUGGCUCGUCUGGGAAGGAAAGCAUUGCAACAGAUUGACUAUGAGCAUCAGCGGCACCCAGCAUCAGCACCCUCAGUCUCGCAACCUACAACCGGCGCGGCUCUGACCGUUCCGAUAGCCACUGAAACCUCGAAUGGGAAUGGGAAUGGGAAUGGGAAUGAUGGUCCAGCUCAUGGAGGAACCGAAACCGAUUCGGUCAUGGCACCUAUGGGAUCGGGCCCCGAAGUGCCGAUGGAGAGCCCCCCAGCAGCGAUAGGCGUGCUAGAUACCUCGAUGAACGGAUUUGCAGAUAUUGACACAUUAUUUGGAGAUUUCUUGGACUUAUCCUUGCCGACAAAUUUUUGGGAUCCCAUUUUCGCCGAUGAAGAGCAGACGGAGAUUCAGUGA